Molecule: messenger RNA, 6691 nt
Organism: Heteronotia binoei (common prickly gecko)
Lineage: Eukaryota; Metazoa; Chordata; Lepidosauria; Squamata; Gekkonidae
Gene: LOXHD1
Product: lipoxygenase homology PLAT domains 1
Exons: 41
Coding region: 1-6651 (2216 amino acids)
Molecular function (GO): protein binding
Source: RefSeq, a predicted model, not a curated record
AUGAAGAAAGUUGACAGGAAGAAAAUGGACGCAUCUGAAAUGUGGUGUUGGGAGGAGAGUUUUCCAGACACCGUGGACCGCCAAAAAGACAGCCGGAAGAAGCGGAAGAAAAAGGGCAAGAAGUCCAAAACCAAGGACAAGAAGAAAAAGAAGGAAGAGGAGAAUUAUGCCCAGAUGUAUGAGCAGGAGCUUCGAGAUUACCGCUCUGAAGAUUCCCAUGAAACUGAAGAUGAAUAUAACAAGAAAAAAGUCUAUGAAGUUGUGACAGUGACGGGAGAUGUUCGAGGCGCGGGGUCAGACGCCAAGAUCUUUGUUACUCUCUUUGGAGAAUUUGGCAUCACUGCGAAGGCUCACCUGACAAGCAAGAGCGAGAGUGCAUUUGAGAGGAGCAAAACGGAUGUUUUCCGAGUGAGAACCAACAAUGUUGGAACAAUAAGGAAGAUAAGAAUUGAGCAUGACAACACGAGCAUGAAUCCCAGCUGGUUCCUGGAUCGCGUGAUCGUCACCGACAUGAACAGGCCGCACCUCCGUUUCUAUUUCCCGUGCAACAAUUGGCUCAGCAAGGACGACGGCGACGGUCUGAACGUGAGAGAUCUGCUCGGCACCCUUAAUCCAAUGGACGUUCCUAAAGGCGAGAGGAAGCUGGACAACGACAACGACAAUUUCGAGCGAGCGCAAGAAGACAAGUUCACCCUGGACGCUCCCAACAUGGGACGGCUCCGAAAGAUCAACAUCGGCCACAAUAACAAAGGAGGCUCGGCGGGUUGGUUCUUGGACAAGGUCCUCAUUGAAGAUAUCGGCAACAAAGCCAACUACGAGUUCCCGUGCUACCGUUGGCUCGCCAUGGAUGAAGAUGAUGGCAAAAUUCAGCGGGAUAUCCUGGUGGGAGGAGCAGAAGCUACAGGGAUGGUUUACAACGUUGCCGUUAUGACUGGGGACGUCAGAGGGGCCGGGACCAACUCCAAGAUCCACAUCGUCAUGCACGGCUCCAAAGGGCUGAAAAACAGCGGGAAGGUUUUCCUGGAGGGAGGCGAGUUCGAGCGUGCCAGGACGGACCUCUUCAACAUCGAGAUCGCUGCUCUUCUCAGCCCCUUGAGCCGUGUCUCCAUUGGGCACGACAACUGCGGCGUCAGCUCUGGCUGGUACUGCGAGAAGGUGACAGUGUAUUGCCCAUUUACUGGCAUUGAGCAGACGUUCCCCUGUGGGAAAUGGCUGGAUGAAGACGAAGGUGAUGGGUUGGUGGAACGGGAACUCUACGAAAUGCUCUCGCUGCGCCAGAAGAGACUGAAAAAAAAUCCUUGGUCGCUGUGGAUCUGGACAAGUGACAUGAGGGGGGCAGGGACAGACGCCCCCAUCUUCUUCCAGAUUUUUGGGGACAAAGGGAAGUCUGACGAAAUGAAGCUGGACAACAACUCGGAUAACUUUGAAGCUGGGCAAACGGACAAGUUCAUGAUCGAGCUCCCAGAUCUGGGCACCUUUUACAAGCUCCGAAUAUGGCACGAGAAACGGACCCCGUUUUCUGGCUGGCAUCUGCAAAAGGUAACCCUUUUGAAAACGCUGACGAAAGAGAAGUACACCUUUAAAUGCAACCGCUGGCUGGAUGCCAACGAAGACGACAGGGAGGUUGCGAGGGAACUGCCAGCCGAAGGCCCGCUCGUGACCGAGGUCAUGCCAGUGAUAAAGUACCGGGUGACGGUGCAGACCGGUUCGGUGAGUGGAAGCGGGACAGAUGCCAAAGUCUUUACUUGUCUCAUCGGGGACCAAGGAGAUACUGGAGACCGGCUCCUCUGCAACAGUGUGAACACUACCAACAAAUUUGAGAAGGGCAGUAUCGACGAGUUCAUCAUCGAAGCGGUCGACCUGAAGCAGGUGAGGAGGGUGAGGAUAGGGCAUGACGGCAGAGGAGGAAGCAGUGGCUGGUACCUUGGCAAAGUGAUAGUGAGGCAAGAUGGACAGCCAGAGAGUGAGGCGGUGGAGUUUCCCUGCUACAGAUGGUUUGACAAAAAUGAGGACGAUGGAUUGAUUAUUCGGGAGUUAGUGCCGGAAGGGAGAUCGUACAUCCUGGAAAAUGUUGGUUACCACAUCAGCAUAAAGACCGGAGAUGUCCCUGGAGCCAGCUCCGAUUCCAAGGUUUUGAUCAAGAUGUAUGGAGAAAAAGGAGACACUAAAAAAGAGUUUCUCUUGGUUUCCGAUAACGACUUAGAAGAUUACUUUGAGCGCGGCCGGAUCGAUAUCUUUACUCUCGAUACAAGGGACAUCGGAAAGAUCAAACGGCUGCUGAUCGGACAUGACAACGUCGGGCUCCAGGCCGGCUGGCAUCUCGGAAGUGUUCAGGUUACCAUACCUGUCCACGGCUUGCAGUACAACUUCCCUUGCAACCGGUGGCUCGACAAGAAUGAAGCCGAUGGGAGGGUGGAAAUAGAGGUCUACCCGAGCGAGAUCGUGCCGAUCGAGAUAUUGAUAAAUUAUGAGGUGGUUGUCGUUACCGGUGACGUGCGGAAUGCGGGCAGCAACGCCAACGUCUUCAUGCAAAUGUACGGGGAGCUGGGGAAAACGGAGCUGCUCAUCCUGCAAAACAGGUCAAACAACUAUGAGAGGGGAGCGACAGAACUCUUCAAGAUAGAGGCGGCAGACGUUGGCAAGAUCUACAAGAUUCGGAUCGGCCAUGAUGGGAGUGGCAUUGGGGACGGCUGGUACUUGGAAACGGUCAACAUUAAGAAGUUUGCCACCAAGGAAGAAAAGAAGAAAAAGAAGAAGAAAAGGAAGUCUGGCGAAGAAGAGGAGCGGGAGCUGCCCUCUAUGGAAGGCACCAUUGAGACUUACGAAUUUGCAGCCCACCGUUGGCUGGCCAGUGACGAAGAGGAUAAGGAACUGGUGGUGGAGCUGAUGCCAGAGGAGGGGUCGGAAUUAGAGGCAAACGUCUAUGAAGUCCAUGUCAUCACUGGGUCAGUGACGGGUGCAGGGACAGAUGCCAAUGUUUAUGUGGCCAUCUACGGGGAAAGGGGAGACACCGGGGAGCGUCACCUGAAGCGCUCGGACCACAUGAACAAGUUCGAGAAGGACCAGGUGGAUAUAUUCACUGUCAAAGCUGUUGACCUCGGAGAGUUAAAGAAGUUACGUAUUCGACACGACAACACGGGAAGCAAUCCAGCUUGGUUCCUGGAGAGGGUAGAGAUUAUUGACACCAAGGAGGAAACAACGUAUUAUUUCCCAUGCCAGAGGUGGUUGGCGGUGGAAGAGGACGACGGGCAGGUCGCUCGAGAACUCGUGCCAGUGGCUGAAGCGUUCGUGAAGAAGGAUCCAAACAGUUCCAGUUCUGCUGCGACGCUUGGCCUGGAGCAAAAAGCUCAAUCCACGACGUUCACCGUGACGGUGAAAACGGGGGACAAGAAGCAUGCUGGGACGGAUGCCAACGUCUUCAUUGUGCUUUAUGGAACCAAAGAUGAUACAGGCACAAUAUACUUGAUGGCCUCCAAGACGAACAAGAACAAAUUUGAGCGGGGGAAGGUCGACGUAUUCACAGUGGAAUGUGUGGACCUCGGAGACUUGAAGAAAAUAAAGAUUGGCCAUGACAACUCAGGGAAAGCCUCAGGUUGGUUCCUUGAGUGGGUAGAAGUGGACGGUCACUGCUUGGGGGUGUGCCUUGUGUUCCCCUGUGGCCGCUGGCUGGAUAAAUCAGAAGACGACGGCUCCAUCGAAAGGGUCCUCUUUCCUGCAGAACUUCAGACGAGGACAUACGUUCCAUUUGUCCCUUAUGAGAUUACCGUUUACACGAGUGACGUUUUUGGAGCUGGCACGGACGCAGAUGUUUUCAUCGUCCUGUACGGAGCCGAUGGGGUGUGCACUCGGCAGAAAUCCUUAUGCCAAAACAAGAGGGAGCGAAGGAUGUACUUUGAGAGGAACUCUGUGAACCAGUUCAUCAUUGAGCUGGAGGACAUUGGAGACAUCACCGAAAAGAUUCGCAUCGGGCACGAUGGUUCGGGGAUCAAUUCAGGGUGGCAUCUGUAUAAAGUGGAGGUGCGCAGACUUCUGCCCAAUGGAAAGGGUUCCGAAAAAACCACCUUUCCGUGCGACAAGUGGUUAGCAAGAUCCGAAGAGGACGGCGAGAUCAUGAGGGAACUGGUGCCGUCCCGAGUCUUUACCGAGAAACUCCUGAAGGAUGGGACGCUCAAACAGAUCGAUGAAGUAAUUGAGGACGCCCUAGAAAAUUGCACAUACAAUAUUACUGUUUGCACCGGAGACAUUUUUGGUGCCGGAACAGAUGCCAACGUGUUCUUGACCAUCUACGGAGACCUGGGAGAUACAGGGGAGAGAAAACUGAGCAAGUCUGAAACAUACAUGAACAAAUUUGAAAGAGCACAGGAAGACAUAUUCAGAAUCCAGGCAGUGGACUUGGGGACAAUCUACAAAAUCCUGAUCCGUCAUGACAACAGCAUGCCGCGACCCGAUUGGUACCUGGACAAAGUAGAGAUUGUGAAUGAGAACACAGAUGACUACUACCUGUUUAUGUGUGAGCGCUGGCUGUCGAUGAAGAAGGAAGAUGGCAAGAUUGAGCGGAUCCUUUAUGAAAAAAACUACGAUCGCAAUCAGAAGAGCAUCGAUGACUCAUCUCUAAGCAAGGAUAACAAUGCAAAUGUGAAAGACAAGAAAUCGGACGACGCAGAGUCCUCCCCUGUAGAAGGAGCACUGAUUCCUUACCAUGUCGUCAUCACCACCGGAAGCGAGCUGGGCUCCGACACCGACAGCCGAGUUUACAUCAUCAUCAUGGGGUCCGGGAAGCUUCGGACUCACCGCCUCUGGCUGGAUCUCUCAGAUGAUCGGACUGAAUUUGCGGAUGCCUCCGUGGAGAAGUUCUCUGUUAUGGGGCUAGAUGUGGAAGAAGUCAAGAAAGUGGAGGUGGGCCAUGAUGGGGCAACGCCAGAAAGCUCCUGGCUCCUGGACGAGAUGACAAUCAUUGUGCCCACUAAAGGUGUCAUGUACACCUUCGUCUGUAAGUGUUGGCUGGCCAGAGACAUGGGCGACGGGCUCACCUCUCGCGUCUACAACAUCCUGGAUGCCGAUAGUGUCUUCAUCGGCCUGAAGAUUCUCUACGAAGUGACCGUUGUGACUGGAGAUCUCCCAGGCGCCGGUACAGACGCCAGUAUUUACAUCAUGCUCUUUGGAUGCAACGGGUGUACCGAAGAGAUGCAGCUGGAAAAAGAUGGCGAUAGAUUUGAAGUUGGCCAAACAGAUAUUUUCAUCAUGGAGAUUCCAGACAUCGCUCCGUUAAGGAAGAUGAGAAUACGGACGGAUGGGGAAGGGUAUCGUCCUGAUUGGUUUCUCGAACAGAUUGUCAUGAAGAACCUGACAACCCACGAGGUCACCACGUUCACCUACAACGAGUGGCUGUCCACGGAAUUGGGAGAGAACCGUACUUUGGAAUGGGAGAUGCCAGCGGUGAUUAACGAGGAGCAGAUGAUGCAGUACACAACGUACACCGUGCAGGUGAAAACCAGUGACACAAAAGGCGCCGGAACAGAUGCCAACGUAUUCAUAAGUAUCUUUGGAGAGAGCGGAGACACGGGGACUUGGGCUCUGAAGAAGUCCAAUCAGUCCAACAAGUUUGAGAGGGAUCAGAUGGAUGUUUUCUAUUUCGCAGAUGUCCUCAGUCUCGGGGACCUCUGCAAGGUGCGCAUCUGGCACGACAACAAAGGAUUCGGAGCUGGCUGGCACCUGGAAUAUGUCGAGGUGGAGGACUCCCUGAUGGAUAAGUCAUUUCGUUUCCAGUGUGACCGCUGGCUGGCUAAGGAUGAAGAUGAUGGGCAGACCAUCCGAGAACUGGCUUGUGCCAACAACGACAUUCUGGAACUGAAGGAGCGCACCACCUACGAGGUCCUGACGGAGACCAGUGACCUGGAGGAUGCAGAGACCAAGGAAAACAUCUGGAUUAUUCUCGAGGGCAAAAGGGGACGUUCCAAAGAGUUCCUGUUGGAGAACUCGACCAAAAAAAGGAGGUUUUUAAGAGGAGCAAAAGACGAAUUCCAAUUUUCUUCGAAGAAUGUCGGCGACAUUGCAGCCAUCUGCGUUGGCCACUGCCCAAAAGACGGGAAGAAAUCAAAAUCGAGCUCCAAAGUGGAGGUCUACUGGCACGUCAAAGAAAUUAUCAUCACAGAGACCGAACUUUCCAACCAGUAUUUCUUCAAGUGCAAUGCAAAAAUCCCUCUCCGCAGCAAGAGGGGUGACUACAAAGUCUUCGAGUGUGCCAAGGUGGUCGAGAGCUUUGCCAGCAAAGCUCGGAGUCUGGUGCCAGUCAAAUACGAGGUCAUUGUGGUGACGGGGUUCGAGAAGGGAGCUGGUACAGAUGCCAACGUUUUCAUCACCAUCUUCGGAGCGAACGGGGACUCAGGAAAGCGGUCGCUGAAGCAGAAGCACCGCAACCUCUUCGAGCGAGGGAAAGAUAACCGGUUUUACCUGGAAAUCCUCGAACUUGGGGAGCUGCGAAAAGUUCGGAUCGAGCAUGACAAUACCGGCUUAUCUUCUGGCUGGCUGGUGGAACGUGUGGAAAUCACCAACUCAGCUACUGGCGUGACCACGAACUUCCCCUGUGGGAAGUGGCUGGAUGAGAACAGAGGAGAUGGGUUGAUGUGGAGGGAGAUAUUCCCACGGAAUUAAUGAAAAUAUCAGCAAUUUUAAAUACACAUUUCUUGGCAGU